AUGGCAGACGCUGGUGAUGGAGAUACGGCAGCUGUGUCGGAGCCGCUGGACUUGGUUCGCCUGUCGUUGGAUGAAAUCGUUUUCGUGAGGCUACGAGGAGACCGAGAGCUCAAAGGACGUUUACAUGCAUAUGAUAGUCAUUGCAACCUAGUGCUCGGUGAAGUGGAGGAGACCAUCUACGUAGUGGAGGAUGACGACGAAGAAGAAGAGACUGUGAAGACCAUUAAGAAGCAGUCGGAGAUGCUGUUCGUUCGAGGAGAUUCCGUAGUGCUCAUUUCACCACAGGCUGCCAGCUGA
This is a messenger RNA of Letharia columbiana, 297 nucleotides long. RefSeq lists its product as uncharacterized. Bases 1 to 297 code for a protein of 98 amino acids. Gene Ontology annotation, biological process: mRNA splicing, via spliceosome; P-body assembly. Gene Ontology annotation, cellular component: U4/U6 x U5 tri-snRNP complex; catalytic step 2 spliceosome; Lsm1-7-Pat1 complex. The transcript has 4 exons. Lineage: Eukaryota; Fungi; Ascomycota; Lecanoromycetes; Lecanorales; Parmeliaceae. Gene Ontology annotation, molecular function: RNA binding. The record is from RefSeq and is a predicted model, not a curated record.